Messenger RNA from Oncorhynchus keta (chum salmon), 1160 nucleotides. It is a transcript of the gene pebp1, whose product is annotated as phosphatidylethanolamine binding protein 1. The record is from RefSeq and is a predicted model, not a curated record. Gene Ontology annotation, biological process: negative regulation of MAPK cascade. The transcript is spliced from 4 exons. Bases 108 to 671 code for a protein of 187 amino acids. Lineage: Eukaryota; Metazoa; Chordata; Actinopteri; Salmoniformes; Salmonidae.
GCAAUGCAUAGUCAGGACUCCGGGCCCUGCCUGUGCCUGCCCCCUUGUGUUUUUGUGCAGAAUAAGUCAAAGCAGCUCCUGUUUGCAGCUCUCCGGAAUCAGUCAAAAUGCCGGUAGAUUUAAGUCAGUGGACAGGGAAUCUUGCGCUAACAGAGGUGGAUGAGAAGCCUGCACAGACCCUCCAUGUCAAGUAUGGCUCUCUUGAAAUCGACGAGUUGGGCAAAGUGCUCACGCCAACACAGGUGCAGAGCCGUCCCACCUCUAUAGGGUGGGAGGGGUGUGACUCUACAAAGCUGUACACCCUGGCCAUGACCGACCCCGACGCACCCAGCAGGAAAGACCCCAAAUUUGGGGAGUGGCAUCACUUUCUGGUGGUGAACAUGAAGGGAAACGAUGUAUCCAGUGGAUGUGUCAUGUCCGACUACGUUGGGUCUGGCCCUCCAAAAGGCACUGGUCUCCACAGGUAUGUGUGGCUGGUCUAUGAGCAGUCAGGAAACCUCUCCUGUACGGAGCCCGUCCUCACCAACUGCUGUGGAGACAACCGCGGCAAAUUCAAGAUCCAAGAAUUCCGCCAGAAAUACGGACUGGGAGUUCCCGUGGCUGGAACGUGCUAUCAGGCAGAAUGGGAUAAUUAUGUCCCUAAACUCUAUGAGCAACUGGCUGGAAAAUAAACAAAGGUGUAUUCAGAAAUUAACAUUAUGUAGAUAACUGCAGGAACCACAAUGCCUUUUUUUUUUUUUGCCACACUGAUUUAUUUUACAAUUGUUCAUGCUGACUCAUUAAAGUAAUCUCUCUAUCCCCCUGAUCAAACAAAACAGCUUAUCUUGUUUGGUUUACAAUCUUUAGUCGCUGACUGUUCUCCAACACUGUUUGAAUGAGUUACUCUAUGGUUGCAUCAGUUAUUUUUGUAGACACUGGCGAUAAUGAAAAUGUGGUGGAGUGCUCCUUUAACACAACCUGGCCCUGCAUAAACCAUUCAGUGGUGGACCUUGAAUGUGGCCUAGAUCUCACCAUAUUAAUAGGAAGCAUCAGCAAACUCAAAUCCAUGACUACCUGUAUACAGCAAAUCAUGGAUUUCAGUUAAAAAUCCAAUGACAGAUUAGACAGUUGUGUGAUGAGCACUUUAUUUACAAAUAUAAUUAAAAGUUCUGACAGAUUCA